Messenger RNA from Coccinella septempunctata (seven-spotted ladybird), 850 nucleotides. RefSeq names its product histone H2A.V (gene His2Av). Gene Ontology annotation, molecular function: DNA binding; protein heterodimerization activity; structural constituent of chromatin. Gene Ontology annotation, cellular component: nucleosome. Bases 157 to 546 code for a protein of 129 amino acids. The transcript has 4 exons. Lineage: Eukaryota; Metazoa; Arthropoda; Insecta; Coleoptera; Coccinellidae. The record is from RefSeq and is a predicted model, not a curated record.
GGUCCUUAUUUAUCAUUUGGCGCCUUCAUGUUGGAAGAGGACAGAAUAGUGAAGUGAAAAGUGAACCCAAGCGGUUAGCGUUGGUUUUGUUAGAUUUGUGUGUGUUGCCAAGAAGAGGCUAAAAUAUUUGAAUUUUGUGUUGAUUCAUUAUAAAAAAUGGCUGGAGGUAAAGCAGGAAAGGAUUCCGGAAAAGCUAAGGCGAAAGCUGUUUCACGUUCUGCUCGUGCUGGAUUACAGUUUCCUGUCGGAAGAAUUCACAGACAUUUGAAAAAUCGUACUACGAGUCAUGGACGUGUAGGGGCCACCGCUGCUGUUUACUCUGCAGCAAUUUUGGAAUAUCUAACUGCCGAGGUAUUGGAAUUAGCAGGAAAUGCUAGUAAGGAUUUGAAAGUGAAGAGGAUCACCCCUAGACAUUUGCAGCUAGCCAUCAGAGGAGAUGAAGAACUCGACAGUUUAAUCAAAGCAACCAUAGCCGGUGGUGGUGUAAUCCCUCAUAUCCACAAAUCUUUGAUCGGCAAGAAAGGAGCACACUCUCAACCGGCUUAAGUGUUUAAAGUUGUUCUCAUAAUUAAAACUAUAGACAUUUGGCAAGUGCGCCAAUGAUGUGUUUUAAUAUUGUUGGGCACAUAAUCAAUUGUAAAUGUGUUAAGAAUUAUAGUUGGUCUGAAUUUUGAUUACUAAAGUUUUCAUUUCACGAUGAAUAGAAUAAAUUUGUUUUAAUGUGCCUUGAAAUAAGAUUUUUUUCACAGAUUAAGAUUUUUAAUGUAUUAUUAUUACUAUAUGACUUGAUGACAUUUAUGUGGAUGUUGUCGACGUUUGUGUUCAUUUCAUAAUAAAGUACUUUUCCUAA